Messenger RNA from Rosa chinensis, 2497 nucleotides. Its product is annotated as protein ALTERED PHOSPHATE STARVATION RESPONSE 1. NCBI's taxonomy places the organism in Eukaryota, Viridiplantae, Streptophyta, Magnoliopsida, Rosales, Rosaceae. Bases 175 to 2379 code for a protein of 734 amino acids. The transcript is spliced from 4 exons. The record is from RefSeq and is a predicted model, not a curated record.
GAUUUGAUUAUUCCUCCCAAAAGAAGACGACAGAAGAGAGUCGAAAGCAAAAAAGGCUUCUCUUUCUCUUUCUGGAGGCUUCAAUUGUAAGCUGAACUAAGUAAGCUCACAUCUUCUUCUUCCUUUUAAUUCCUCAUCGAAAUCCUCAAUUCAAUUCCCAGCUGAGUCGCCGAGAUGGGGUGCACCCAAUCCAAGAUCGAGAACGAAGAAGCCGUCUCGCGGUGCAAGGAUCGGAAGCAGUUCAUGAAAGACGCCGUGUCGUAUCGGAACGCCUUCGCCGCCGCUCACUCCUCUUACGCUAUCUACUUGAAGAACACUGGGGCCGCGUUGAGCGACUACGCCCAAGGCGAGGUGGCCCAGCACCCGCCCCAGCUCGCACAGGCCCUCCAGUCCAAUUCGGUUUCUGUUCCGCCUGUUGCGCCGGGGGCUACGUUUGACCCUUCUCUUCCUCCUCCGCCUCCGCCGCUUCCGAAUUUCACCGCCGCGCCGCUCCAGCGGGCUGCCAGCAUGCCCGAGAUCAAGCCCGACCCCAAGGCCCGGUCCAAGCCCAAGCCGAUUAUCGAGGAGGAGGACGAGGAUGAGGAGAUGGAGAAUACCGAGACCUUGAGGACUAGGAGCAAGAGCACCAGAAGCAAGAGCAACAGAGGGGUUGUGCAGAACAACGAAGAAGAAGAAGAAGACGAAUUUCCCGACGGACAGCCUCCUCCGUCGCCGUCGCCGUCGCCGCCUCCGCCCCGGUCGGUGGAGAGCCAGACGGUGCCGCCUCUGCCGCAGCAUCGGGACACCCCUUACGAUUACUUCUUCUCCGUCGACGUGCUGGCGCCCUCGCUGGCGGUGCCGGAGGAGCCCAUCUCGGGGAAGGAGGAGAUUCAGAAGAAGGUGUUCGACGAAAGGCCCAAGAGAGUGGAAGAGCCAGUGGUGGAGCUGAAGAGGAGUCCGAAAUUGGAGGAAGAGGUGCCGCCUCCUCCGCCGCCGGAGGCGGUGGUGGAGCCGGCUGGGAAGACCGUGAAGAAGGGGAAGCAGGUGGUCCCAAAAGUGGGUGUUAAUUUGUUGAAGGUAUUUGCGGAGAUUGAUGACCAUUUUCUCAAGGCUUCUGAGAGUGCCCAUGAGGUUUCUAAGAUGUUGGAGGCUACCCGGCUCCACUAUCACUCUAAUUUUGCUGAUAAUCGGGGGCAUAUUGACCACUCUGCUAGAGUGAUGCGUGUUAUUACAUGGAAUCGCUCUUUUAAAGGAAUUCCAAAUUUUGAUGAUGGCGGCAAGGAUGACUUCGACUCAGAAGAGCAUGAAACUCAUGCCACGGUCUUGGAUAAAUUGCUGGCAUGGGAGAAAAAGCUAUAUGAUGAAGUCAAGGCAGGCGAGCUCAUGAAAUUUGAGUACCAAAAGAAGGUCGCCUCGCUGAACAAGCUAAAGAAACGGAGUACUAACUCAGAAGCAUUGGAGAAAUCAAAAGCAGCAGUGAGUCAUCUGCAUACAAGAUACAUAGUCGACAUGCAGUCCAUGGACUCAACAGUAUCAGAGAUAAACUCUUUACGAGAUGACCAGUUAUAUCCAAAACUUGUUCAGCUUGUUGCAGGGAUGGCUACCAUGUGGGAAGCCAUGCGAUAUCACCACGAGAGCCAGUCAAAGAUUGUGACUGCCCUCUGGUCUUUUGACAUCUCCCAAUGUCCCAAGUUUACAACUGACCACCAUCAUGAGCGCACUGUCCAAUUGUGGUAUGUGGUGCAAGAGUGGCACUCACAGUUUGAGAAGCUUGUGAGUAACCAGAAGUUGUAUGUAAAGGCCCUGAGGAAUUGGUUGAAACUUAAUCUCAUCCCUAUUGAGAGCAACCUAAAGGAGAAAGUUUCUUCUCCACCAAGAAUUCAGAAUCCUCCUAUUCAGGGCCUACUCCUUGAGUGGAACGAUUAUCUAGAGAAACUUCCAGAUGAUGUUGCGAGAACUGCUAUACAAAACUUUGCUGGUAUAAUACAUACUAUAAUGCUGAAGCAGGAGGAAGAAAUGAAAAUGAAGGAAAAAUGUGAAGAUUCCCGGAAAGAACUUGACCGCAAGCAGAGGCAAUUUGAAGAUUGGUACCAUAAAUAUAUGAAUAAGAACAUACCGGACGAAACAGAUCCGGAGAGACCAGAAAGCAUUGUUCGCAAUGAUGUUGUUGCAGAAAAGCAGUUUAAUGUGGAAACAGUCAAGAAGAGGUUAGAAGACGAGGAUGAAGCCUAUGUAAGACUGUGCAUUCAGGUGAGAGAGAAGUCUAUAACAAGUCUUAAAACUGGCUUGCCAGAACUCUUUAGGGCAUUGUCGGAUUUCGCUUUUUCUUGUUCAGAAAUGUACAAACACUUGAGGUCCAGAUCAGCCCACCAUCAAAGUGAGAGCUCAGCAAGACAAUAAGCUUGUAUGUAUAAUUUCAUCAUUGAUUUUGUUCUUGCUGAGGAGUCUUAUUUGUAUCAGUCUCUUGUAAAAGGCUUGUACAUUAAUUUCAGAUAUGGGACAUGCCCUUAAAGUCGUA